UAUGGAUCGGCGUUUGGGUGCCAACCUUGUCGGGUGGCGCAUUGCGUCGUACAUCGCGAGUAUUUGGUCUGGGGACAACGACUUAUCCCCCCCGCACACUUCCACCCGACGCGACCUGACCACCUGCCAUGCCAUUCUACCGAGGCUACCCGCGGCAACGCGGCAACGCAGCCGACCACCCCACCGUGUACAACAAAGACGAUUCGCUCGUGGAUGCCGUGCGGUCAGGAGACGUCCAGCAUGUCGCGGCCAUGCUUCGCGACCCCACGUGCGACGUGAACGCCGUCGAGUUUGACCCAGACGAUUGUUCAGAGACCACGGCGCUCCUCCUCGUGGCGCGUCUCGGGCGAGCCGACAUGGCCAAGUUGCUCCUGGCCCACCGAAACGUGCUUCUCAGUGUUGUGAAUGAGCUGGGAGAGACCCCGUUGAUCGUGGCGAGUAAAUGCGGCAACGUCGGAGUCGUCGACCUCCUCCUCAAGCAUGUCCACGUACAAGUGAACGAGCUGUCCAGGCACUAUAGCCGUACCGCGCUCAUGUACGCCUGUGACAAUGGCCACACCGACGUUGUCGCUGCGCUUCUCCAGCACAAAGACAUCAACGUGAACUUGGAGAACGAGAGCGAGGAGACGGCGCUCAUGUUUGCCGCCAACGCGGCGAUUUUGCGCAUGCUCCUUGCCCGCCCCGAGAUUCACUCGAUCAACAAACGAAACACGUCGGGCAAUGCGGUUGUAAACCAUGCAGCGUGGAGAGGCCUGACCGACGUCAUGCAAGUGCUCCUGGCGCAACCGGACAUCGACGUGAACUUUGAGAACCGAGCUGGCAACACAGUGCUCUAUCACGCAUGCAGCGAAGGCUUCCCCGAAGUGGCUUGCAUGCUAUUGGCAUGGCCCCACAUCAACGUCAACUUUGGCUCGCGUACUGGAUGCGAACCAUUGAUGGCUCCCUGCAUCAAAGGACAAGCCACCGUCGUUCGCAUGAUGUUAACCAAGCCCGACAUCAACGUAAAUUUGUUCAAGGACGGCACGACGCCGCUGCAUGCGGCCAUCAAGCACGAUCACUUGGACGUUGUCGAUGCCUUGCUGGACGGCGCGCCUUGCCUUCGAGCCGAUCGGCGCGACGACUACGGCUUGACCGGGUUUGAAUACGCCAUGAAAUUGAAACGCUACUACAUUGCGGAGCGGUUUGUCCAUCACGACGUUGGCGACAUUCCGUUGGUGUACGAGAACGCGUUGCUCCUCGAGUACUUGGCGCCGUGGUUGUCGGUGGUGUCGGCACGGGCCCUCCUUCUCCGCGACCUGCCGGUCCACGUUGCAAACGGCGUGCUCCGAUCAAACGAGAGCCACUCGUAUUCGUGGUCCAAGUUCCUCGAUUCGAGUGUCGCUGUGCCGCCAUCCGUCCGUAUCGACACGAUUCGGUCGUUGCACACGUUUGCAUCGGUCGUGGACAACGCCGAGUUGAUCAAAGAGUUGGCAUAUGCCAAGGACGAGCACGGCCGCGACGCGCUGCACACGACUGACGCGACGACGCGGGAGUUUUUGAAGGGCGUGAUCCACUUUUGUGGACGGUACGAUAUCUUUGACGGGCCACCGAUUCACGUGAGCGCGACGGCGGUGGUCGUGCAUGCAUACGACCACGGGAUUUGCAUGCAAGUGUUUGACGAGUUCGCCGAAGACAACGGACAACUGACCGAGGACGGGUUCGUCGCAUGCAGCCAGACGCUAGGGCGCUUGUCCACGGAUCGCAACGCGACCCACAUGAAGUUUGAGCGCGAGGCGGACUCGUGGAAGAAGGAAUUUGAGCUCUGGGACAAGGACGGCAACCGGGAAAUGUCGGCGGAGGAGUUCCUGCGGUACUGCGGGCAGUACUUUGGCGGAAAAUUGAAGGUCGCGAUGAAAUUCAUGCGCCACAAAGACGAGUACGAUCGCGAAGUCCGCGCGCGGCGGGGACUCGACCCGACGUGUGUGCUGGCGCUGCUGCCGUCGCUAGACGCCACGACGUUCGCAACGCACGUUGGACGAUUGAAACUCCACGACGACGCGCUCGACAUGGCCGUGUAUCCUCAUGUCGUUGUGAUGCCGGCCGCCGAUCGGAGUUUGGAGGACAUUUUCCAAAAGGAACGACCGAGCGAUAAACUCGUGCGAAGCAUGCUCUUUGACGUGACGACCGCGCUCCGCCAUCUCCACGACCACGGGCUCGUCCACGGCGACGUCAAGAAGCUCAACGUGCUCCGUGUUCACAACCAACUCAAACUGAUCGAUCUGGACGCGGCCGUCAGGAUCGGACAUCCUGUCGGGAUGAAAUUCAGCUCCGGCAACCUGCCACCAGAGAUGUUUUACGUGCUCCGAAACGCCGACGAAGCGGACCAGGUGGCGCAGUACUGGCGCGGCGUCGACGCAGACGAAUGGCGCAAGGUCAAACCACGCGAGAAUGUCGUCGUCAAGUCGUUCCGUCCGGAAUUCGAAAGUCAAGACGGGGCGCUGCCGUACGACCUCGUUGACGCCGCCGAGGCGCUCGACGUGUGGGCGCUCGGGUGCAUGAUGUACCAAAUGUGGAGCGGAGUCGAGCUCAACCCCACCGACGUCAACCAAGACGUAGUGUCCGAUCGCAUGCUCGCUGCGGCAUCUUGGACGGACGAGUUGCUGUCCCAGCGUCUGCGGGCCAACAUCGCCGACCCGAUCGCGCUCGACCUCGCGUCCCGCCUCCUCAUCGUCGAUCCCAAUGCUCGGUGGAAUCUCGACCGCGUGCUGUCGCACGCGUACUUUUCCGGAGAAGUGGCCACGUCCGCUCUAGUGAACCAAAUCGUGCUGCUGGAGCAAAGCCAGCACGAUUUGAAUCAAACGUUUGUCGAGUUGACAGCCACCUUGCAGGAAACCACGAUCGCCGCCAACGUCCGCGACCGGGUGCGAGAGGCCCAGGAAUCCAUCGUGCGGGCCGUGUUCGACGUGUCGGGGGUGUCGGUGCCAACGUCGUUCGUCUUGCUACCUCCAGUUGGCUCUGACGCGUCGACGAAGAGUCCCGCUGACGUGAACUCGACCAUCGCCUUUCUCGGCCACCUCUUUCAGUUCGGAGCCGCCAUCGCUGACACGUCCAGCAGCUCGGACGAGUCGGCGCGCGCUGUUUUGGCGAAUGCGUUUGCCGCCGAUGGUCUCGACUUGUACUUGGUCGAUGAAAUGACGGGCGACGUCGUGCGAGACGACCCGAACGGCGUGUACCCCAUCCACGUUCCGAUCAACUCGAUGUUCAUCGCGGCGGCGUUGCCGUGUGUCCAAGGCGCAUUGGCACUUCUACAGAAAUGCCACGGAGUGAGCUUCGUCUUGUCUCUGGUGGACAGCAGCCUUGGAGUCGCCGUCGACAAGUCCGUGCCGCGUGAACUUGAGUCGACGUUGCAGAGCAUUCUUCCGUUGCUCACGACGCCGCUGGGGCCAUUUGAAGUUGCUACAGCAAGCAGCGAUGGUACCGUCAACAAUGCAAACAAGCUCGAUGUGAGGGCACACGAGCUCGAGCAAUUUUUCGCCCAACACGACGUGGACAGGACGUUCGCCGGGUUGUCGCGCAAGCUGUUGGCGGACGGUCGCGUUGUCUGGACCAAGGAGCCGUCGACGACUCCGACGUGUGUAGAUAGCGUGUGAUUCUGUGAAAAAGACUCGUUGGGCUAUCGGAGGGUCAUC
Aphanomyces invadans is the source of this 3668-nucleotide messenger RNA. RefSeq names its product serine/threonine protein kinase. NCBI's taxonomy places the organism in Eukaryota, Oomycota, Saprolegniomycetes, Saprolegniales, Verrucalvaceae. Gene Ontology annotation, molecular function: protein kinase activity; calcium ion binding; protein binding. The record is from RefSeq and is a predicted model, not a curated record. The transcript is spliced from 13 exons. Gene Ontology annotation, biological process: protein phosphorylation. The coding region runs from base 129 to 3629 and encodes 1166 amino acids.